AUAAGUACCAAAUCACUGUACCAGAUACAUAACAGUACUAAUAGUAGAGCAAAAUAGGAGAAGCGCCUUACACCAACACGUUUGUACGUGUCGGUGGAUCUGUUUAAAGUCUGAAAGGAAUCGUAGUAUUUCGUGAAAAUGUCAUCGUUGUUAAAAAAUUGUUGGAGGCUCUCACGAAGUCUUCCUGUUUCAACAUCAAUAUGUUAUCCAAAAGUUUUCCCUUCGAUAAGGACAUACACUACGGAAACUGAAAAACCAGAAGCACGACCAACAAUACGUCAAGUCACAACAGAAUUGACAGAGUUGAAAGAUAUGGGUGCAUACAUUUCUGCAUGCCUUCCCAAGUACGUGCAGAAAGUUCAGAUAGUUACUGGUGACGAACUCGAGGUAAUGGUUUGUCGAGAAGGAAUCUAUCCAACAAUGAAAUUUUUAAGAAAUCAUCAUCAUACACAGUAUACUUCAUUAUCAGAUAUUACUGCAGUAGAUGUCCCUUCCAGGAAAUAUAGAUUUGAAAUCGUUUACAAUCUUCUUUCCCUAACAUUUAACUCCCGUAUUCGAGUUAAAACUUAUACAGAUGAAUUAACACCUGUAUCAUCAGUAGAGGAAGUCUUUGACGCUGCCAACUGGUAUGAACGAGAAGUCUGGGAUAUGUUUGGUGUACUUUUUGAAGGUAAUACGGAUCUCCGUAGAAUUCUUACUGAUUACGGUUUCGAGGGGCAUCCAAUGAGAAAAGAUUUCCCCCUUAGCGGUUUUGUCGAGGUACGCUACGACGAUGAAUUAAAGAGAGUUGUAUGCGAGCCGCUGGAAUUGACGCAAGAAUUCCGCAAAUUUGAAUUAUCUGCUCCCUGGGAACAAUUCCCUAAUUUCCGUGGAAUCGCUCCUCCUACCGAAGAAACUGAGAAGACAGAACCGAAGGAUCCUAAAGAUAAGAAGUAAAUUUAUUUUAGGAAUAAUAAACCUAUAGAAAAAGGGAUAUAUAA
This is a messenger RNA of Ceratina calcarata, 980 nucleotides long. Its product is annotated as NADH-ubiquinone oxidoreductase subunit 9-like. Gene Ontology annotation, molecular function: NADH dehydrogenase (ubiquinone) activity. Bases 139 to 936 code for a protein of 265 amino acids. Gene Ontology annotation, cellular component: respiratory chain complex I. The transcript is spliced from 5 exons. The record is from RefSeq and is a predicted model, not a curated record. NCBI's taxonomy places the organism in Eukaryota, Metazoa, Arthropoda, Insecta, Hymenoptera, Apidae.